Oncorhynchus nerka (sockeye salmon) is the source of this 3337-nucleotide messenger RNA. RefSeq names its product protein inscuteable homolog. The transcript is spliced from 13 exons. Bases 387 to 2411 code for a protein of 674 amino acids. NCBI's taxonomy places the organism in Eukaryota, Metazoa, Chordata, Actinopteri, Salmoniformes, Salmonidae. Gene Ontology annotation, cellular component: apical cortex. Gene Ontology annotation, biological process: apical protein localization; regulation of asymmetric cell division; asymmetric cell division. Gene Ontology annotation, molecular function: protein binding; cytoskeletal adaptor activity. The record is from RefSeq and is a predicted model, not a curated record.
UUUGACAAUUAGAUUUUCGCCAUAACUGUUGAACUCGGCAAUUACAUGCUCGACCACAGAGUCUCUCCAAAAUAGAGCGUUACGGCUCAUAUGGCACACCGAAAUAAAAUAGUUUUCAUGUCUGUUUGGACGGCCGCCCAGCUAAAACUAUGCUCAGCCGCUUGACUGACAGAGGGAUGUGGGCUUUUUUCUCCCCAAGAAAAAUCUUAGGGUCACGAAUCCUGACCAAAGACUGAGGCAGUUGAGCUCCCAGUUCCUCUGCGGGCUGCGAGGAGAGAGGAGGUUGCAGGGCAGGGACAGAGGCUUGUGCCUCGACAAUGAAAACUCCAGGGGACACUUAACAUUUAAGAUGCUGAUCUGAGGCUGGGGUGCUGUGCUGAAGUGGUAUGGACACAGAUAGAAUGGCUAGUCCGCAGAGCUCCAGGAUGGCUAUUCCUCAGAGCUCCAGGAUGGCUAUUCCUCAGAGCUCCAGGAUGGCUAUUCCUCAGAGCUCCAGGAUGGCUAUUCCUCAGAGCUCCAGGAUGGCUAGUCCUCAGAGCUCAAGAAUGGCUAGUCCUCAGAGCUCCAGAAUGGCUAGUCCUCAGAGCUCAAGAAUGGCUAGUCCUCAGAGCUCCAGAAUGGCUAUUCCUCAGAGCUCAAGAAUGGCUAGUCCUCAGAGCUCCAGAAUGGCUAUUCCUCAGAGCUCAAGAAUGGCUAGUCCUCAGAGCUCCAGGAUGGCUAGUCCUCAGAGCUCCAGAAUGGCUAGUCCUCAGAGCUCAAGAAUGGCUAGUCCUCAGAGCUCCAGAAUGGCUAGUCCUCAGAGCUCAAGAAUGGCUAGUCCUCAGAGCUCCAGACACAGUAGCUCUGUUUCAUCUUCUCCAAUGAGCAGGAUGCACUCACUCCAGGUGGACUCGGUGCAGCGCUGGAUGGAGGACCUGCGUCACAUGACGGAUGUGGAGUGCAUGUGUGUUCUGCAGGCCAAGGCCAUUGGCGUGGAGGAGGAUGCGCAGGGUGAGCUCAUCGUGGCCACGCGCGACCACGUGGCCCGCGACAACCUGCAGACGCUGCUGCGGCGGGCGCUGGUGGUCAGCACGGAGCUGGGCAAGAUGUUCCAGCGGCUGGAGAAGGGCCGCUGGCAGCGGGUCCACAGCACGGCCGUCCGGGCCAACUGCCACGUGCGCUCGCUGGUGCAUGAGUAUAGCGCCGCCCGUAACACCCCCCCAGAGAUGCAGAAGUAUGAGACGUCUUUGCUUGAGAAGUGCAUGGAGCUGACCACCAUAACAGAGAAAUGCCUUCAUACUGAGGACGAAUUCUUCCUGAAGUCCAUGAGGGAGGCCAUUAACGAGAUUCUCACUGAUGUCAGCGAUUCAUUCAGCCACAUGAUUGACAUGGCCCUGGCCAACGAGAUCCAGAUCCUGAUCAGGAAGAUUGAGUCGUCAGACAGUGUGUACACCAUAGGCAGUGACAUCAGCAACCUGCUCUCCCUCACCCAGGAUGGCCCGCAGCUCUGCAGAAUCAUCGCUAAGGAGGGCGCUGUGGUGGCCCUGUUUAAGAUCUGCCGGCAGGACUGCUUCAGCGACCUUUACGCACACGCCCUGAGGGCGGUGGCCUCCAUAUGUUGUGUGGAGGAGGGCAUCAAUCAGCUGGAGAAGGUGGAUGGGAUCCUGUGCUUGGCGGACAUCCUGACCGAUGAGAACAGAGCUGAGUCGGCGAGGGCAGAGGCAGCGGCCGUGGUGGCCCAGAUCACCUCACCCCACCACACCUCCACCCAGCACCUGGGCAGCUUCCUGGAGAGCAUGGAGGACAUUGUCACCGCUCUCAUCAAGUUGUGUGGGAGUGCCUCCUGUGGUGAGGUCUUCCUCCUGGCAUCUGCUGCUCUUGCCAACAUCACAUUCUUCGACAGCAUGGCCUGUGAGAUCCUCCUCCAGCUCAACGCCAUCCACAUCCUCCUACAGGCAUGCAAAGACCGCCAGAGAGUUGAUACUCCCUACUCUAAAGACCAGGUGGUUACCAUCUUGGCAAACCUCUCUGUUUUGGAGCAGUCUGCACCUGAAAUCCUGCAAGAGAAAGGUGUUGAGAGACUGCUCCAGCUGCUGGGUGAGAAGCCAUCCUCCUCUAGUCCAUCGGAGGGCGCCGCGUGCGAGAGGGUCCAGCAGAAAGCCGCUGUCACACUGGCCCGUCUGAGCAGAGACCCGGACAUAGCCCAAACAGCCAUCCAGCUGCAAGCUGUCCCUCGACUAAUCGAACUGUGUCGCUCACCAGCGGAGCGGAACAACAGUGACUCUGUACUAGUUGCAUGCCUGGCUGCCCUGAGGAGGCUGGCAGCAGGGUGUCCAGACAGCAUCGAGGCCACCGACCACCAGCAGCUGAUCAAGCCCAGACUGGUGGACUCUUUCCUGCUGUGCUCCAACAUGGAAGAAAGCUUUGUAUGAGAAGAGAGCUUUAUAGGACGAUCCAGAGCGGAGGGGUUGGGUGCACAGGCACUGGAGGAGUCUCAGUGACCACUCACUCCAGCCUGAGACUUAAAAACACACAAGAAAAAGGAGGGGUUGGGUGCACAGGCACUGGAGGAGUCUCAGUGACCACUCACUCCAGCCUGAGACUUAAAAACACACAAGACAAAGGAGGGGUUGGGUGCACAGGCACUGGAGGAGUCUCAGUGACCACUCACUCCAGCCUGAGACUUAAAAACACACAAGACAAAAGAGGGGUUGCAGAAAUCAGUCCCUAUAUCCCAAAGCAUACAUUAAAUGUAUACCCAAAAAUCUGAGCAUAAACGGAAUUGCUGUUAAUAAUGACAGAAUUGACAUUCUCGGAGUAUAAAACACCGAAACUCGGGGACAUGUACAUGUUGGCAGCAUUCAUGAAAUCGUACUUAUUGGUUAUAAUUCCUCUCAUAAUAACAUUCAUAGUGUACAUGGGACCACCAUGCAUGAAAUACAAAUCAUCAGUAUUUUGUGUCAGCUGCCAAUUUAAUGGGUUGUUCAAAUAUUAGAAACUACUAUUGUGUUCUGUUACUUACAGAUAAGAAUGUGUUUAAUGAGUUGUUGGUGGACGUACAGUAUAUUCAAGGUAUUUGAUGACAUGAUCUCAUUUCGCUCUCUUGUUCAGGGGAGGUAAUAAUAUAGGUUACUGAUUUUAGUGUGCUGUUGUGAGCGGAAGGUGACUUCUAAAGUAGGUUUGCUUGGAAACAAAGUGCUUUGAAAUCUAUAAUAUUGUAUCUGUAUUUCUUGCCUUGGAUCUAAAACAUUGUAUUUGCUACAAAGAAACAUACUGUAAAUGUGUUGUAAACCACAAUCUCUAUUAAAUUACUAUUAUAAUGUAUGGCAUGCAUAUACUGUAAUAAAGGAAAGAAUAU